AUGGACAAAGGUAUUUCAAUCCCCCUCCCUUCUGUUCUUCUCAAAGCAACCCGUGCGCGUGCAGACCUGCGUCCGAAGGCCUAUGCACCCAAUUCGCUGCGCCACGAGACCUCUAGAACCGCGGGGCUCUCUCGGAACCGGGUCUCGCGCCAGGAACCCGCUGAGAGUCUGCGAGCUUACUCCGCCCCUGCCCCUCUGUCGCCCAGGUCCUCAGCUCAAACCCGAGCUCUCCCCGCCCCGCCCCCUCAGGCUCAGUUCUCAGGCCGUUCCCUAGCCAGCCCCGCCCCGCCCCCUCCGUCUAGCGCCCUCCACCGCUCCCCAGGCUUGGCCCGCCCCCUCCACGCCCCUCCCCAGUUCCCAGAGCUCGCUCCACCUCAGCCCCGCCCCUUCCGCCGCCUACCUCCGCGGCUCCGCGAGCUUCAGCAGCAAGCGGUAUCGUCUCCAUGGCGACACUCCUUGCACAGAAAGCCGACGGAAACGCCAGCUAAACGCCUGGCCUUCGCAAAGUGCCUUUCAGAUGAUCCAUGUGAGAAGGCCACAAGCGGAUUUGGCCCUAAGUUUUGUUUUCCAGAAAUCCCUAGAAAUUAUCUAGAAAAGACAGAUGUUGUAAAGGCACAAAACUAUAUUCAGAAUGGCAAACUGCUAGUGUUUGAUCCAAAGGAAAAAGUGGUGAUUAAACCAAAUGAAACCAUGUCAGAGAAGGAAGUCUCUUCAAAAAAUAUUGAAAAUAAGGUCUCUUUAAAGAAUACUGAAAAUAGAGUGUCUUCAAAGUGUAUUGAAAAAAAAGAUACAGAAACAAAUCUACAAUCUAAGCUAUGGCCAUCUUCCUUCUUAAAAGAAAGCACAGGUGAAGUGGGCAAAGAUGAAGUCAUUGCAAACCAUGGGAAAAAUAAUGAAUAUUGCCUUCAGGAUAUAGAUGAUAAACUGUCCGAAUCAACAGAUGAUGAUGGUGAAGAUGACACAAGUGAUGAAGAUAAUGAAGACAGUAACCCAAAUAGUGAUACUCAUGCCCCAUUAGAAUUAAUGGCAGAAUUCCUAAGAGCAGAAAUGUGCCAAGACUACCAUUUGGCUAAAAAAUUAUGUCAGAUGAUCCUAAUUUAUGAACCAGAAAACCCUGAGGCCAAGGAGUUUUUGUCACUUAUUGAAGAAAUGUUGCUGAUGGAGAAAUCUCCAAAUCUUGAGGAAGAUGAUAAAGAUAGUGAAGAAGACAGUAGCGGUGAGAGUGAAGGAGAAAGCAGUGAGGAGCUAAGUGAAGGAAGCUCGGACGAAUGUGAAGACGGGUGAUGAAAGAUGCUACUGUGGUCUCAUCUUCACAUAUUUCUAUUACUGUGUAACUUGGAAAUAUAAAGAACAGAGCUGCAUUUCAGUCUAA
Phyllostomus hastatus (greater spear-nosed bat) is the source of this 1372-nucleotide messenger RNA. It is a transcript of the gene ERICH2, whose product is annotated as glutamate rich 2. NCBI's taxonomy places the organism in Eukaryota, Metazoa, Chordata, Mammalia, Chiroptera, Phyllostomidae. The coding region runs from base 1 to 1284 and encodes 427 amino acids. The record is from RefSeq and is a predicted model, not a curated record. The transcript is spliced from 10 exons.